Eleginops maclovinus (Patagonian blennie) is the source of this 2646-nucleotide messenger RNA. RefSeq lists its product as uncharacterized. Lineage: Eukaryota; Metazoa; Chordata; Actinopteri; Perciformes; Eleginopidae. Bases 731 to 2593 code for a protein of 620 amino acids. The record is from RefSeq and is a predicted model, not a curated record. The transcript is spliced from 6 exons.
GGGUGUCCGCGGGGUCUUAAAAAGUCUAAAAAAGUCUAAAAUUACACAUUUUCAAUUUAAGGCCUAAAAAAGUCUAAAAUAUAGAGAUAUUUCGCAGUGUAAGUCUAAAAUUGGGUUUGAGUAAUUUAAGACCUACGUUUCAAUGCAAAAUAUCGACAAAGGAUUAUUUUUUUUGUUUGUUUUGUUUUUACGUCCUUUUCCACGCCGUUCUGUUUUUUUCUUUUUCUGUUAUGGUGGCAGUUAUGGUCCGUGUAGUUCUACAUGACAUGUGCUGUUAGUGGAACGUACAAUAAUAAAACUACAGAUGUGAAACGGAAAUGUACUGUCGUCACAGGAUGCAGCAGCAAGUAUUUUGAUUCUCUGUGUGCGAGCAAGGCGGGAAUAGUUACGAAGUAGGAUAACGUCCGAAUGGCAGGAGAAAGUUAAAAAAAAGGAUGGGUAAAUGUAAAUUCAACGACAAUUGGCUCUCAAUAGGGCAAUUUGCAGACUGGCUGAAACGCGUUCCCGCUGAUGACAGUGAGGCAUACUGCACGUUUUGCAAAAGAACUCUUAAACUCGGGACCCUGGGCAUCAAGGCACUGGAGUCUCACACAAAAUCCAGCAAACACCAGGAGUCGGCAAAUGCAGCACGCAAUUCCCAUGGAAUUGCCCUUUCUGUUCAGUAGCAAGCAGCACGUAGUCAAUAAAUAAUACGGGUAAUAUUCGUGAUCUAUUGGGCUCCACUGAUACAAUGAAGGCAGAAGUUCUGUGGGCGCUUAACACAGUGGCUAAACACCAGUCAUGCAGAUCCAAUGACGGCAUCGGAGAGCUUUUCCAAGCGAUGUUCCCCGACUCCACAGUUGCCAAAACAUUCCAAUGCGGGAGAGACAAGACGUCGUACAUACUCCGAUUUGGAGUGGCAGAGUUCGUCAAAAAAGAGCUUAUCUCAAAGGUGACCGGGCCCUUCGUCAUUAUGGUUGACGAAAGUCUUAACCACGCAACAAAGAGGAAGCAACUGGACCUUCACGUAAGGUACUGGGAUGACGGCCAGGUACAGUCCCGGUACCUGGGCUCACAAUUUAUGGGCCAUGCCACAGCAAACGACUUGCUGAAGGAGAUCAAAGAAUGUGCGGGCCACCUGGACCUCAGCAAGCUGAUUUCGAUCUCAAUGGAUGGUCCAAAUGUGGACAAGAUCCUCAGGGCCUUGCACACAUUGUUGCAUAAUGUUCCCGCAAGACGAGAGGACUACGAGAAGACCACCAGGUCUACCCGCUUCCCGUUGGCAUGGUGUGGGCACCGAUGGCUGGAAAACCUGCCUGUCGUGAUACGAGCGUUGGAUAUCUGGUCAUCUAUGCUGGUGUACACCAAUGCUGUGAGGAGAAAGGAGCUUCCAAAUCCUGGCACUGGAAGCUUUGCUGUAAUCAAAGAAGCCCAGAAAGAUCCCCUGACUCUACCUAAGCUGCAGUUUUUCAGGAGCAUCGCCCAGCUAUUUGAUCCGUUUUUAAGGAAGUACCAGACUGAGGAGCCGGUGAUGCCUUACCUAGGCAAAGAUCUGGCAGAGUUGAUCAAGAGUCUGAUGCGUCGUUUCGUGAAACGAGAGGUUCUGCAGGACAUCACCACAGCCCAGCUUACCAAACUGGACAUAGGUGACAAGAAUAUCUUGAUGCCGGUGCACUGUGUUGAUAUUGGCUUGGGUGCUGAGGAGGCCCUCAAGAACAGCAAAAGUUCAGACCUCAGGAUUCUUGAAUUUAAAAGGGACUGCAUGCAAGGACUCUCAAGCAUGGUGAAGAAAGUACAGGAGAAGAGUCCUCUUAAGUACAGUACCGUUAGGCAGAUGGAUUGUCUAGACCCCACAGUGAUGAGCAGUGAUCCAGACGGCUGCAAGGCAAAGAUGAAGGGACUUGUGCAGACAUUUCUGCUCAACAGGCAGCUGGCAGGAGGAGUUUGUGCUGGGGACACCAUUCUCCAACAGUUCGAUGCUGCGUUGUCUGUGGAGUGCAGGCAUGAAGAUUUCAUCUCCUUCAAGCCAAUGCAAAAGAGGCUAGAUGUCUUCCUUCAUGGCUUCAUCGGCAAGGCAUACCCAGAUCUUUGGGCGUUUUGCAAGACCCUUUUACUGCUUUCUCAUGGUCAGGCGUCUGUAGAGAGAGGCUUCUCAGUGAACAAAGAGAUCAAGACGGAGAAUAUGCAAGAAGAAACAUUGGUCGCACACAGGCUUGUUUACGACUACGUUGCAAUACAUGGGGGCGUUACCAAGGUUCCACUUACACCUGACCUAAUGAAAUCUGUCAUGGCUGCCAGGUCACGGUACCGUGUGCAUUUGGACGAACAGAGGAAGAAGAAGGAGACAGAGACACAAGGGAAGAAAAGGGCACACGCGGAGGGGCAGUUACAAGACCUGAAAGUCAAGAGGGACAGUCUACAUAAAGUUACUGAGAGCCUGGGCAAAGAGGCAGAUGAGUUGGCAGAGCAAGCAGAGGGCAAGGCUGGGAGCAAAAUGGCACAUCUGAUUUCAAAAUCAAAUGCUCUGAGGAGGGCUGCCAAAGACAAGCUCUCCCAGCUUAAGGUUCUGGGGGAUGAAAUUGCCACCAAAAGUGCAGAGCUUAAAAGCAUGUAAAUAAUGUAAAUAAUAUGUUUGUUUCAUUGACAAUAAAUGUAAAUUGACGGCAA